GGCGAUUCCGGAGAUGGAGCUCGGACCAUCAGCGACUUCCAGAGCAUGCAUGUGCAAGAUCGGCCUUCGUCAUCCUUUCGAUCAUCCCAGAACAAUCACACCGUCGACAUCUUGGGUAGCGGACGCCAGUCAUGGCGGGUUUCGAAAGUGACCGUUUCCAGCCUUUAAGCACAUCCCGGGAACCCAAUCCGCUUCGACCAUACUACCACCCUCCCUCUAUCGGUCCCGCAGCGUCAUCGUCAUCCUUCCAAGCAGCACACACAGCACGACCUAAUGCGCGACCACCAACUGCUUCGAUCUCAAGCACCGCCCGAGAGCUUCUUCCAGAACUCGACCUUGAUCUGAAAAGCUCCGCAAGUGAAGCAUGGCAGCAUACGCGGAGCUUGUUCGAUACGCUACUUUACCGAUACACGAGCGUGCUCUUAGCUCAGCCAUUCGAUGUUUCCAAGAUCCUUCUACAAGUGUCGCUACCGCCCUCGGCGGAAGUGUCUUCGCCAGAGCGGAAAAGGGCAGAUCCAAGGCGGCAGCCUCCAGCUAGUGGACAGACCGAGAGAGGUUCAAACUAUGAGGAACGUCUGAAUGAAGUCUACGAAGAUGAAACAAGUGAUGAGACCGAGGGGAGCGACGACAUUCCCGAUUACUUCACAGCGACAGCGCCACGAAGUCGAUCACCACGUAAGCGAAGACGGACGCCACCAAGCGAGGAGUUGUCGCCAACGCCCACACCCAAGAACCGAAGAGAGCAAGAAGACCUCGAACGUGAGUACAAAUUGCGACUGAAGCGACCAGACAGCAUCACGAAUGUUGUCUCUGCGCUAUAUAAUACAUCUGGGGCCGUGGGCUUAUGGCGAGGCACGAACACGACGUUCCUCUACAAUGCCCUUAUGCGGACGACAGACGCUUUCAUACGCAGCUUGCUUCUUGCCGUAUUAGGACUUCCGGACAUCAUCGGGCCUGAUGCAAGCGGGUUGGGAAUGGCGUUUGGCGUACCCGGCAGUAUGGGCUUCAGCGGCCUGGAUCUCAGCGACAGCCCCAACCCUAUUGGCAGUCUGAUCGUUGUAGGCCUUUCCAGCUGUGUAACAGGAUUGUUGUUGUCACCACUUGAUAUGGUACGAACACGGCUCGUUGUAACGCCCAUUUCGCACGCUCCACGAGGCCUGGUGCAGAACCUUCGGAGUCUGCCGUCUCUGCUCGCGCCGUCUAGUCUCUGGCUCCCGACUGCGCUAGCCCACACAAUACCCCAGACCUUCUCCGCUGCAUGUCCAUUGGUCAUCAGGCGACAACUCAGGAUCACGCCCGAAACGUCGCCAAAUUUGUGGUCGCUGGCAGCGUUCUGCACGUGCAUGACGGACUUGUUCAUACGACUACCGCUCGACACCAUUGUGCGACGAGCACAGGUAGCCGAGAUGAAGCGCGCCCAGCCGGACAUACCAACUAUUGUCGAGCCAGCACCCUAUGCAGGACUUAGUGGCACGGUAUACAGCAUUUUCUACCUUGAGGGUGAAACGAAGAUCAAAGACCCCAGGACCGGCAUGAUCAAGAUUAGGAAAGGUCAAGGCCCGUCUGGGUUGGUUCGAGGGUGGAGAGUGGGCUUCUGGGGCUUGGUCGGAGUCUGGGGUGCUGGCGCAAUGGGUCCAGGAGAGCCCAAGGGACGAGGAGAGUUUUGAUCAUCUGGCAUGUUUGCGAGAUGCAUUUCGAGUGUGUUUUCUAGCGAAGCGAAGCGUUGGUAUUGUUUGCGCUUUACCCAUGGUAUACUCUGCUCUAUACAGAUAUGACUGUUCGCUCGCAUAUCGUAUGAACAGGUCUUUGCGCGAAGCUCUAUCACCAAGCGACGCGAUCACGCUUCAACGCUUGUAUGUCAUCUUGUUUCCAGAAGAUGUAAAAGCUUGACUCGGC
Baudoinia panamericana UAMH 10762 is the source of this 1896-nucleotide messenger RNA. RefSeq lists its product as uncharacterized. The transcript has a single exon. Bases 132 to 1667 code for a protein of 511 amino acids. Lineage: Eukaryota; Fungi; Ascomycota; Dothideomycetes; Mycosphaerellales; Teratosphaeriaceae. The record is from RefSeq and is a predicted model, not a curated record.